AUGAGUAUACGACAACUAUAUAAUACGUCAGCGUCAUCUACACUUCGAUCCAAGACAAAAUCACUCAUACAAACAACUCCACACAACUUAACGUUCACAAGAUCAAUAUAUUUACAUAAAGGACCAAGAAUAGAAGGUUUGAAAAAAGAUCCAAAAGAAGCAUUCAUAAAUUCAAAUGGUAUAGAAUAUGAAUUGAACACUGAAAACAUAAAACAUAUCAAGUCAUUUUUAGGUGAUAACUACAAAAUUCCAGAUGAAAUAGCAUUACAAAUAAUAACUCAUAAAUCAUUUGGUAAUGGUAUAAAACCAUACAAUGAAAAAUUAGCAGCAAUGGGUUCAAAAUUAUUGAAUUUAAGCUUGGCGAAACAUGUCAUAAAUUCUCCACAACAAAAUCAACCACAACAACUACAAAUAAAUGGAUUAAACCUUUCAAUAUUGGGUACACCUUUAUCAAAAGAACUAAGUAGUCGUAAAUCAACAGGAUACUUUGCAAAAUUAAACAAUUUGAACAAAAUAAUGUUUUGGAAAUCAAGAAACCCAACUUUAAAUUUUGAACAAAGUGGUGAAUUGAAAGUAAGUUCUCAAUUAAUUUAUAGUUUAAUUGGUGCAAUAAAUUAUCAUUAUGGUAAACAUAAGGCAGAAGAAUUUAUUAAUGAAAAAUUUGUUAAAAAAUUAACUGAUAUUACUUCAGAUAUUGUAAAUAGAGUUUAA
Molecule: messenger RNA, 711 nt
Organism: Lodderomyces jiufengensis
Lineage: Eukaryota; Fungi; Ascomycota; Pichiomycetes; Serinales; Debaryomycetaceae
Product: mitochondrial 54S ribosomal protein mL57
Exons: 1
Coding region: 1-711 (236 amino acids)
Biological process (GO): RNA processing; mitochondrial translation
Cellular component (GO): mitochondrial large ribosomal subunit
Molecular function (GO): ribonuclease III activity; structural constituent of ribosome
Source: RefSeq, a predicted model, not a curated record